This is a messenger RNA of Triticum aestivum (bread wheat), 1920 nucleotides long. Its product is annotated as indole-2-monooxygenase. The transcript is spliced from 2 exons. The coding region runs from base 14 to 1525 and encodes 503 amino acids. Lineage: Eukaryota; Viridiplantae; Streptophyta; Magnoliopsida; Poales; Poaceae. Gene Ontology annotation, molecular function: oxidoreductase activity, acting on paired donors, with incorporation or reduction of molecular oxygen; heme binding; iron ion binding. The record is from RefSeq and is a predicted model, not a curated record.
GUUCACGAUAGCCAUGGAUCUAGGUGCUAUUGCAACUCCGCAGUCACUAUGGCUCGUCUUUCUCCUAUUCCUCAUCGUCGUGUACCUGGUGACGUUGAGUUCUAGAGCAGAUAAGCUGUACAACAAGCUCCCAUCGCCUCCGUUCAAGCUCCCCUUGAUCGGGCACCUCCACCUCGUCGGGUCCCUCCCCCACGUCGCCCUCCGCGACCUCGCCAGGAAGCACGGCCCCGAUGUGAUGCUCAUCCACCUCGGCGUCGUCCCCACGCUCGUUGUCUCGUCGCCUCGCGCUGCCAAGGCCGUCCUACGCACCUACGACCACCUGUUCGCAUCCCGGCCACACUCCCCCGUGGGCGACAUCCUCUUCAGUGGCUCCACCAACAUAGCCUUCGCCCCCUACGGCGACUACUGGCGCCAGUUAAGGAAGAUCGUCACCACCCACCUCCUGAGCGCGAGGAAGGUCCGGGCGAACCGCGCUGCCCGCGAGAUGGAAUUGCGGCUGGUCCUGGACAGGGUAAAGGCCGCGACAGCCGCGAGCUCGGCGGUGGACGUCAGUGAGGUCUUCAGCUACUUCGCCAACGACGUGAUAUGUCAGGCCGUGCUUGGCAGGCUCCCCCGGGAGGCGGGCCGGAACAAGAUGUUCCGGGAGCUGUUGGAGAUCAAUUCCAAGCUUCUAGGGGGCUUUAUACUAACCGACUUCUUCCCCAGCCUUGCAAGGCUGGACUUGGUGUCCCGCAAGGCCGUGAAUCAGAAGAAAAUAUGGGACGACCUGCUGGAUGACCUCAUCGACAAGCACGCGAGCAAGAUGGUCACGGUCGAGGAUGAGCAGGACUUUAUCGACGUCUUGCUCUCCGUUCAACAAGAGUACGGCUUGACCAAUCAUAACAUCAAGGCAAUACUCAUGGACAUGUUUGAAGCCGGGACAGACACAACGUACGUAUCACUUGACUACGCCAUGGCUGAGCUGAUGCGGAACCCAAGGGUAAUGACCAAGCUGCAAGCCGAGGUGAGGAGUUGCGUGACCAAGGGCAAAGAAAUGGUCACCGAGGAAGACCUUGCAAGCAUGAGCUACCUCAAGGCCGUGAUGAAAGAAGCGAUGCGUCUGCACCCGUCGGGGGCUCUCUUGAUACCCCACCUCUCCGUAGCCGAAUGCGAUGUAGAGGGCUACACCAUACCCUCUGGGACGCGCUUAAUGGUCAACGCGUGGGCUCUAGGCAGGGACCCCACCUGCUGGGAGAAUGCGGAGGAGUUCAUGCCCGAGCGGUUCAUGGAAGGAGCCAUGGAUGCGGCUUGCGACUUCCAGGGGAACGACUUCCGUUUCUUGCCGUUUGGGUCUGGGCGAAGGAUAUGCCCGGGCAUAACCUUCGCCGCCGUAACAUUUGAGAUCAUUCUCGCCAACCUCAUCUACCACUUUGACUGGGAGCUGCCCGAGGGGUCCCCGGGCGUCGAUAUGACGGAGGAAUACGGGAUCGAUGUGCAUCGGAAGGUGAAGCUGCUUCUUGUCCCACGCGUGGCUCACGACCUCUAGAUUGAUUUUCCACGAUCCAUAUCCUCGUGCGAGUAGUCUAUCUGCAAUAAUUAAGUCAGCGCUUUUGCCAUUAAUCAAUCAUCAGUUUCUUUUUUCAGUCGAUUUUUUAAGCAGUUUCAUGCGGUUAAAUCAGAGAGAGGGCCGCGGGUGGUUAAUGAAAGGAAGCAGGAUUGCCGAUUUUGGCCCAAUCUUUAUAUACGUGUGUCAAUGCGUACCUAUGCAUGUGGGUGUGACUGCGUGCGCACGUGUAUUUUAGCAUUGUCUCUAAUUACUGCUUUCUAGUGAAAGAGAAAUAUUGGUCAUCACAUUGAUUUUUACCUUUUAUUUCAUGAUUGAUUUGUGAGAAAAUUGUAAUUUUUCAUUAGUGAAUUCUAAAUUAUAUAGCUUUAUAUUAA